UAGGUUGCAAGUUUGCUUUGUGAAAUAAAUCAGUGGAUUAUCCAUGUCGAAGGAGGGAAAAUCUAACGACUUGUCACGUUCAUGCCCCAAUAUAUCAGAGAUAGCCCUAUCUGCACAAAAAUUUUCAGAUCAAUUAACGCGAGUGGGCAUCAUAUCACUAACGACCGGUGGGCCGCAAACAAAUGGGUUAAAGCCUCAGGAACGUGUUCUGCCUGUUUCAACACCAGCUGUCCCUUCACUGGAGAUAUCCGACGCAAGCCGAACAGGAGAAAAUUCACUUAGUAAGAAAUGGAAGUGGUUACUAAAAAAGUACAAAAAUAACAAAUUCAAAGGCAUAAACAAAAAACCCCCAUCGGAAUCAAGCAAGAGAAACGACGAGUAUUCUAUCGCUCAUACUGAUCUCUCAUCAAUCCUGUACAACCGGAAUAACACUGGUCGAGCAUCUGCAGAUCCGAGCGUCUAUAUUGGUCGAGCAAGCAGAACGAGUUCUCUCACUCGGAGGUCAAGUACGGAGCUCCCGUGGGGGCAACGAGGAUGCGAUCCUACCUCCAAAUAUCUACCUCGAAGCUCACAAGAUGUACUCACAGCAUCAACGUCUAACCGCUCAUUGCAAGCUUUUCCGAAACAUCGACUAAACAGUGCAUCAGACUGCCGUGACCAUCUUGCUUCGAAUCCAUCACUUAUUGCAAUGGGUCGUGGCAAAUCAGCGACGCCGGAGUACCAGUCAUCUGGCAUACAAAGUCGACACAACAGUUUGUUAAGAGGUGGCUCAUUCAACUUGGUCUCGGGGGAAAGUGAGUUGGGCAGUUCGCAUCGACCGACAAAGACAUCCGAGACUGAAUGUGUGCCAAAGAGGUCACAGGAGAAAGUGAUUGGGAAAGGGAAUGUGGAUAAACGGAAAUCGAGCAAAAUCACUACCGUGUUUCACAGAUCUCCUGUGAUUCCCGCAACCGGGUCGUACUAUUCAUUGGCAUCGGGGCCGCACGGAAAUUAUCGUGUGAUUUUGAACAAGAUAUUUCGCUCACAUUGGCCUACACCUAGAGAAGUCGAACUAUGGAGUCAGUCUUUCUCCCACGUUCUCCACGAUAAAUCCGGAAUUCUCGUAUUUCGGGAGUUUCUGCGAACGGAGUUUAGCGAUGAAAAUAUUGAAUUCUGGCUUAUUUGCGAAGACUUUCGAAAUAGCGUUGGUUCGAAGAAGUUGCAAACUCGGGCACAGAAAAUUUUCAAUGAAUUUGUUGCUGCACAAGCCAAGCGAGAGGUUAAUCUGGAUUCAAGCACUCGCCUUCAACUGGAAAAAGACAUGGAUUCUGUCACGAAAAAUACGUUUGACCAAAGUCAAAAACGCAUUCAAGCUCUGAUGGAAAAAGACUCAUAUUCACGAUUUCUUCGCUCUGAAUUAUAUUCUGCCACACUUGAACUAAGUCGUGAACAGGAGGCUCUCAGAAACCAACCGAAUCGCCUCGGUUUGGAUCUGCGUGCCCUGAGGUUUGGCCCCGUCAGUUUUAGAAAAACCACGGAAUCGACUGAGUACAGCAGAGACUCAGCAGUUCCUGGUCUGCUUCCGCAAGUGAAAACACCCAGGAAAAUUGCUGGCUCAUCCGCUCAACACGAAACUGGUAGUCAUUCGGCACCUUCCUCACCGAAACAACAAAGGGCUGGUUUAUAUUGAUCUCCUGAAUCAAUGAAUCGGUAGAUCUGGAUCAUACUGAACAAAAAAUAUUUCUCAUUCUGUGCAUUUGUUAUUUGCCUCCGUGGGUUUUAUCCGAGCUGUAUGUUGCUGGCAAAUUUAGUGUAAAUACCAUUCGACACAGCGCAGUCAUUAUGUUGGAAAAAAUCCGGUACAUAUUUCCGGUGAAAUCCACUUGUCCUUAAC
Opisthorchis viverrini is the source of this 1873-nucleotide messenger RNA. RefSeq lists its product as hypothetical. The record is from RefSeq and is a predicted model, not a curated record. Bases 44 to 1669 code for a protein of 541 amino acids. The transcript is spliced from 5 exons. NCBI's taxonomy places the organism in Eukaryota, Metazoa, Platyhelminthes, Trematoda, Opisthorchiida, Opisthorchiidae.